UGGACUGUCACAAACAAUAUAUCACUCCUUUUAAUCAACAACACAACACAAGUCUAAAAAAACCAGCCUUAAGUCCCAAGUCCCAAUUCCCACAUACCCAAAUGAAAACAGAAAGUAGUUGUAAUAAUACAAACAAUGAAAUCCAAACAGAUCAUAAGAAUCAUCAUCAACAAGAAGAACAAGAAUUAAGGAGAGGGCCAUGGACACUUGAAGAAGAUACUUUACUCAUUCAUUAUGUUGCAUGUCAUGGUGAAGGUCGCUGGAAUCUUUUGGCUAAAUCUGCUGGAUUGAAAAGAACAGGGAAAAGUUGCAGAUUAAGAUGGCUUAAUUAUUUAAAACCAGAUAUUAAGCGUGGAAAUCUUAGCCCACAAGAACAACUGUUAAUCCUCGAACUCCAUUCUAAGUGGGGUAACAGAUGGUCGAAAAUAGCGGCGCACCUACCAGGAAGAACAGACAACGAGAUUAAAAACUAUUGGCGAACACGGGUGCAAAAACAAGCAAGACAAUUAAACAUGGAAUCCAAUAGCCAAAGUUUCAUAGAUGCAAUAAGAUGUUUUUACAUGCCAAGACUAGUUGAAAAAAUAGAACAAAAUUCAAGUGAUGAUGAAAUAAUAUCUGUAAGUCCUGAUAAUCAAUCACAAAUUAUAUUAUCAAAUAAUUCAAUAUUAGUAGACUCAAACGCCAGCCUGUCAUAUCAACAUCAACAACACCCAACAAGCAGUAAGAGCAGUCCCUUAGUACUAGAUGAUCAUGAGCCUGGUCAUAGCUGUGCUUAUGACGUGGACAUGAGUGCUUCCAUGCCAUUAUCUGAUGUUCCAUUCGAUGGAUGCCACGUGGAGAGGAAUGAUUGGAUAGGGAAUGACAUGGCUGGGGAUACCAUGUGGGAUUUGGAUGAGUUAUGGCAAUUUAGGAAGUAGGGGCCUAAUUCUUUCUAAAUGAAAGCCGCCUCUUUUUUACAUGGGCUUUUAUUUCGUGUUUAGUCUAUCUUUGAGUUUGCUAUUAUGAAUAGUAUUUUAUUUUUAUAAUAUGUUAUUUUCAGUAGCAAACUUAAAAAAAUAGGGUAGUAGUAUUACUAUCAGGGAGUACAUUGUACGCUAUAUAAAUGUAUGUAUUUUUUUUUUUUGAACUUGGAACUAUGAAUAGUCUUUUUGGAUUAUAAAUGUAUGUAAAUACAAUGUUUUGAUUUUCUAGGUGUGCAUACCCAAGUUUUAUGGGUUAAAUGUUGUUAACUAUACCAAAGUAUAGUAGUAAGUACUUCUAUUAGUGAUAUAAAUAUAUAUUUAUUUGAAUUUCCCAUAAA
Amaranthus tricolor (Joseph's coat) is the source of this 1300-nucleotide messenger RNA. RefSeq names its product transcription factor MYB62-like. Lineage: Eukaryota; Viridiplantae; Streptophyta; Magnoliopsida; Caryophyllales; Amaranthaceae. The coding region runs from base 102 to 917 and encodes 271 amino acids. Gene Ontology annotation, molecular function: DNA-binding transcription factor activity; sequence-specific DNA binding. The record is from RefSeq and is a predicted model, not a curated record. The transcript is spliced from 3 exons. Gene Ontology annotation, biological process: regulation of DNA-templated transcription. Gene Ontology annotation, cellular component: nucleus.